Molecule: messenger RNA, 1739 nt
Organism: Tarenaya hassleriana
Lineage: Eukaryota; Viridiplantae; Streptophyta; Magnoliopsida; Brassicales; Cleomaceae
Product: polyadenylate-binding protein-interacting protein 11-like
Exons: 11
Coding region: 326-1390 (354 amino acids)
Molecular function (GO): RNA binding
Source: RefSeq, a predicted model, not a curated record
UCACUGAAAACAUUGUCAUCGCCCGUAGCUGAUCUAAAAAUCAGAUGUAGGAAUACUAGGUUUGGGAUUCCUACAUUCUGGGUGGUCGGAAAGUCGCAACAAAAGAAAAGCGGAAGCGACGCGUGUUCAUCUUCUCUCUGCGGUUUUACUCUUCUCCCUCUCCCAUGGCGGCUUUGUUCUUUUAGACCCAUCUCCUGAUUCUCCUCCUUUUCCUUUUUCCUAUUCCUAAAUCCCUCUCUGUUUGCUUGAUCGAUCGUGGGUUCCUUGAAAAAUCCGAAAUUUUGUCGAGUUCUUGUCCGGGUGCUUCGAUUCUCGAGGUCUGAACAUGGCGGUCGUUGAAAACGCUGUUGCUGAUGAUGGGGCCGGCGUGAUCCCUCCAUCUCCUCCGUCGUCCGUGGUGAGUCACAAUUCGACUGUGUCGUCCAACGAUCAGAACCACCAGUCGAGGAUCGAGCUUGGUUUGCAUCAGAACGGCGGCGGUCCGGUUCUCCGACACGAUCAGGACUGCAUUUACGGCAAGAUCGGCUCGCACGUGGCGAGUUCCGACGGCGGAGAGAGCUUCAAGCAGGAGAUGAGGGAGCUUCAGGAGCUCUUCUCCAAGCUAAACCCCAUGGCUGAAGCGUUUGUUCCUCCGUCGCUGGCCAAGCAAGGAGUUGACGGCUUUAACGGCGUCAACGGAGGUUUCUUCACCGACUUCAACUCGUUCCUGAGCAACAAUGGCUUUGGUCGUCCCGGAAACGGCGGUUUUCGACGGAAGAAGAGUUUCGGGCAAGGGAAACGGAGGAUCAACAGCCGGACAAGCAUGGCUCAAAGUGAAGAGAUCAUCCAUACAACUGUAUAUGUCUCUGAUAUUGACCAACAGGUCACUGAGGAGCAGCUUGCUGGUUUGUUUGUCAGCUGUGGACAGGUCGUUGAUUGCCGUAUAUGUGGAGACCCUAGCUCGGUUCUUCGCUUUGCCUUCAUUGAGUUCACUGACGAAGAGAGUGCAAGGGCUGCACUGAGUUUAUCCGGGACGAUGCUUGGAUUCUAUCCUGUUAGGGUUCUUCCCUCCAAAACAGCUAUUGCACCGGUUAACCCUACGUUCUUGCCGAGGAGCGAAGAUGAACGUGAGAUGUGUGCAAGGACUAUCUACUGCACUAACAUCGACAAGAAGAUCACGCAGGCUGAUGUUAAGCUCUUCUUCGAGUCCGUUUGUGGAGAGGUGUACCGCCUGAGGCUACUGGGUGACUUUCACCAAUCAACUCGGAUUGCUUUCGUAGAGUUUGUGAUGGCUGAAAGCGCAAUCGCAGCUCUCAACUGCAGCGGCGUUGUUCUGGGUUCUUUAUCGAUAAGGGUGAGCCCUUCAAAGACCCCUGUUCGUCCUCGUCCCACACAGCUUCCAGUGCACUGAUACAAGCUUCAGAUUCACACAUCAUACAUAUAUAUAUAUAUAGAGCUGUCAGACAUCAUGCAGAGUCAUGUAAAGAUGUCAGUCUGCAUCUCAUAGUCUGGUCUCUGGUUUUAGUACGUGAUGCUUUUGGUUUGCCUGGGAACCGGCUUUUUUGGUUAUCUUAUCAGGGAGUUUUAUUGUCUUAAACUCAUCAAAGGAGCUACACAGAGCAGAUACCCACAUCGAGCCUCUUCAAGAUCUAUCUAUACAUACAUAUAUACACACACACACACACACGCUGUCCAGGUUUUGUCAUCGUUCAUUAUGAACACAGAAUGAGAUCUCUGCCCUUCCAACUCUUUCCCAGUAA